This is a messenger RNA of Ylistrum balloti, 1194 nucleotides long. RefSeq names its product GLIPR1-like protein 1. Gene Ontology annotation, cellular component: extracellular region. Bases 1 to 1194 code for a protein of 397 amino acids. The transcript has 6 exons. NCBI's taxonomy places the organism in Eukaryota, Metazoa, Mollusca, Bivalvia, Pectinida, Pectinidae. The record is from RefSeq and is a predicted model, not a curated record.
AUGGUGGAUCGGUUGUUCGAAGUUGGAAUUAUUCUGUGUAUUGUGAUAUUUCAUCAAUGUCAAUCGAAUUCACAUUUUCGGAAACGUGGCCCGGUGUGGAAAUCUGCGUCGGGAAACUCCGAGAUAAACCCCGGAGGUGGCCCAUUGAGCAACUUUGGGAACUAUAUACCUGCACCAACACCUAAACCGAUCGUUCAAACACGAAUUGUUUCUUCGGGGGAAGGAUCCAAUCGGAGGGUCUUUAUUUCCGCAUCCGGAUCAGGUUCGUCCCGCGAGGCACUGAUGGAAAAAAUGAAAAAAUUGUUAAAAGAGCAUCAGGAACGUAUACAGAGGCAAGGUGGAAAUGGGAAAUUCGUCAUUACUAGUCACACUUCCCACAUAGGGGCUCCCCAGGUGUUCCUGGGGCCAGAAACUGUGCCAAUGACACCAGCACCUCCGAAACAACCAUACAAGAGUUCAAAGCCACUAACACCGUCUAAGUUUACUCCUCAGGAACAGGCAACACUUUUGCAGUACCAUAAUGACGUACGACAACACCUUAACCCUCCUCCAAAAAUUAUGGAACGUAUGCAAUGGAGUGAUGUACUAGCAGGAAAGGCUCAGGAGUAUGCUGAGAGGUGUGAGUGGCAACACAGUGACAAGUCAGGACGGAGGAAUAAAUUAGGUUACCGCUUUGUCGGGGAAAACCUAUACAUAUCCACGGCGUACGGCGUGACGAAAAGCGUGAAGAGCUGGGCAGACGAAAAGGCGUACUACGAUUACUGGGCAAAUACCUGUGUCCCUGGUCAACAAUGUGGGCAUUAUACACAGAUGAUCUGGGCUACAACAAACAUGGUAGGCUGUGGAAUCCAUUUCUGUCGAAAAGUAGCAUUCUGGAGACGAGGUGACGCCUAUUAUGUCGUCUGUAACUACGGACCUGGCGGAAAUAUUAAUGGAGCACGACCAUAUGAGGCGAAAACGGGCGGAAAUAGUCGAACAAAUGGUUCUGUUAAAAAUAAUCGAGACGAGGGGGUUUCUAGUAACAGAUGGAAAAGUGUUAGUGGUACGGGUAAACAACAGGUCGUCAGUGGAUCAGGUAGUUCUGGAAAUACCGUUAUAACACGUACCAAGAGUAGGACAAGCAGUAGGACUAGCCGGAGAAAGUCUACCAGAAGGAGGACACGGUCACGUCGUCGCCGUCGCUCACCCGUUUAA